Molecule: messenger RNA, 975 nt
Organism: Pogonomyrmex barbatus (red harvester ant)
Lineage: Eukaryota; Metazoa; Arthropoda; Insecta; Hymenoptera; Formicidae
Source: RefSeq, a predicted model, not a curated record
ACAUGCUGUAUUCACAAUUCAUAGAAAAAUGAAUGUUUGAUAGAUUCGAUAAAUCUAUUUAGUUUUGAUUUCUCAUGUAAUUUCAAGCUUUAUAUAAAUAAUUUAUAUAAAUUUCGCGAGUAUGCAUGUCGGAGAAAAGCAAAUCGCUCAAGCUGCUCCUUGUGAAUUGAACACCAUUCAUCCUAUUGUAAGAAAUGAACAAUAUCAACAAGCAGAUGAUUUUGGCUUGCACAGAAAAAUCUUUGAUGAGCUCAAGUAUUCUAAUAGAAAGGAUAGAUUUGCAUUGGCUCAAAGAAAUUUGUCUCUUCAAUCAAUGAAUGUAAUCGAUACAGAAAAAUUUCCGAAUACGUCAAGCAAGACAGAAAAUUCAUUUGCCAGAAAAUAUGAUACAUCCAUAUCUGAAAGCAACGUGAUUCAACAACUUGAAUAUAUCUCAUGGAAAUAUAAAAAUCCAUAUAGCAUUUCUAUUAAUAAUCAUAUGGAUAGUAAAAAAUCCAUUAAUACAUUAGAGAAUGUUCUCAAAGAGGACGAGCCUCAGGAAGGAAGAACAAAGCGAAGCAUUCUCUCUGAUUGUCGAGAAUACUUAGCUACCUAUCAAGAAUCCUGUGGUACACCGCGCACUGAAUAUUCUUACGCUGCCUUGAUUGUAGUUAUGGCUCAAGCUACGGCACGAUCUCUUCUGGCAUUAAUAUAUGUGAUCGUUAAUGUCGUUCCUGUUAUUAAAAUGUUUUCUUUCAUAUUGAGAUUUGUGUUGGACAAGAUAAUCAACAUACGCAGGACCAAGAAUUUUCAGCAAGCGACAGUGAAAUUUACAAUCCUCAUCAUACAAUUGUUUAGCAUAUACAUUUGUCUUAUAUUUAUAUUUAGCUUUAUCAUUUUGCCGAUUAUACAAAUGAUAAUUAACAUUGCAGCUAAACUUGUAAUGCAUAAUGAAAUUGCGAUAUUGUAAAAUAUGAAUAAAAUUAUAUGACGGUG